AAACAGCAGAGACGAGUUGUUGAGCAUCAGACUGUUGACCCUCUGAGUCCUGUUUGUGUCUAAGCCGUCGUCUUCUGAUCCGCUGGGAAAAUGGCCGCUGUUUGGACCAGACUUCUUCUCCUGGGAGUGUUUGUUGCCGUCGCACACGGGCUGACGUGUCGCCGCUGUCCGAUCGCCAUCUUGGGGCGAUGUCUGGUCGCCAGCGAUGAUGUCGAAUGCGACAACUCGACCCGCAGCUGCUUCACCCGGACUGCGUCGUUCAAUGGCACUGGUUUUUUCCGACCUCAAAGCCAGGGGUGUGUGCUCACGACCUCCUGUGGCCGGACAGAGGCCGGCACCUUCCUGGGCUUCGGUUUUACCGGCUCCAGUGCCUGCUGCAGGACGGACCUGUGCAACGGAGGGACGUCGGUGCAGCUGUCGCUCACUGCCGCGGGCGUCGCCGUUCUGGCGUCGCUCUGGGCUCGUUAGACGACGCACGGCGCUACGAUACGUUCUCAGCAGACACAGUUACGCCUUGUUCACACUGCUUGCGUCCGUCGACGGAUGACCGAGGGCGUGUCUGACGUAUAGGGGACUAGUCUUUGUAGACGCAUACUGCAGCCAAUCAAAUCGCCUCCCUCUACAAAGCCAAUAUGUGGAUAUAAAUACAAAAGAUGACACAAACAACAGGUGACAAAAACAAUCCUAUCAUUCCACAUUUCUUUGAAUAAAUAUGGCGGACAGAUUUUUCCUGCUACUUUCUGCUUGUUAUUGCAAAAUAGAUCCAGUAGACGCGUGAAGUUUAUUUGCAUAACCGCGAUCUGAUUGGCCGACGGAUCUGGCGCUGCCUGAAAAGUUGAACAUUUCUCAACUUUUUGACGCAGGCCACGGAGCCGAAUGGACGGACGGACCCACAAUGCAUUUCGCGAGCGCCCCAUGCAAAGUGACUUGAACACUAAACAGAAAACACAGCUGUCAUUAGCACUGUCACUGACAGCGAUAUACUGCUUCACUUGUUAUGACAAAUGUACUGAUUGUAAGUCGCUUUGGAUAAAAGCGGCUGCUAAAUGGUAAUUUGUCAGCUGUCUAUCCUCUAUUAAACUGCAUUGAAGUGACAUGUUUGUUCCGUGCAUUAUUCAUUUGCAUUAUUAUGCAUGCAUUAUUCCUUUGCACAACGUAUUAUUCCUUUGCACAAAGAUUAGUAUGCUAGGACCUCGGUUAGCAGGCAUGUAUCGCGCCUAUUUUACAAUAAUCUCAAACGUUUCAUUAAUUCACAAACCAGACCAAUCAACCACGCGUGCCUUUAUGUUGCGAUCUCUGAAAUGAAAAGGGCUCGGAUCGUACAACACUGGGUGCCCAGAUACAGUCAUUCACGAUAUAUUUUUCAGUCGACAUUUUGUAGUCAGCAGGAACCAAAAAAGGUAGGUGGGAACCAAAGUGCCGGUGUUCGGUGUUUCCUGGGAUCCACGCAAGCGAAGAGCGUCUACAUUCCGAUUGGCUGUCAGUGUUUUGCCGCCAAACGCGUCAUAGUAAUUUGCAUAAAGUUCAGCCGUCUUCAAGUUUUUUUGGUCGCUCUGGUCGCUCACCUUUUGCCGCUGGUAGCGUUUGACGCUUGCGUCGCUUUGGUCGCUCUUGCCCAUAGAAAGAUGGAUAUGGGCAAGAGCAAAACUUAACUCAACUUAUCCAAAGAAUGGUGCUGCUUGAAUGGAAAUUAUUGAUAAAUGCAUUUAGGCAGGCUUUACCUUGCACAUGGCUGAAAUUGUUGAACAGAAAAAAAAAAAAAAAAACAGCUUCGUCUUCCUCCAGAAGAACUGCUCUGGUGCUCGAUCCGAGAUUAGCAUUCAAUCUCUAAUUGCUCCUAAACGACAAAUGAUAUGACUGUAAUGAGCUUUGGAUGUUGCUCGUCCACAGAGCGACAGAGGAUUUGUGUCUUUUUUAAACCACACAUGUUUUUUUAAUGGAGGCGUGUAUUUUGCAGAAAACACUCCCACCCAGUGGAUGUAUGGAGGACCACACAUCAGCUAAAUUGACCUAAUUUGGCAGACGUGGUGUCAAGCAAGUUAUUCUUACUGGUGAUUUUGGAGUGAUUUCAAACUAUAUUUAAUCUAUCCUCCUAACCCUUUACUGAGACUUAAAUGGAAGGCUUAAAAAGGCCUAGUCAUGAACACAGGGCUACAUAGUUGAUUGUAAGCCUAAUGGCUGAGUAGGCCUAUUGGCAAUUAGUUAUUAAUUAUCCAUCAUUAGUCAAUAGGCCUAAGUCACGACUCAAAAAACACAAAUAUUUACCAUUAUUGCACUUUAGAACGGCAUUCUAUCAUUAUAAAAUCGCUAUUGUAACAUAAAAAAAAAGUUUUUUUCCCCCUCAUUCUAACCCAUGGACAUAUUAAAGAAAGGACAGCGGACUAAAACAUGGCCGCCCAUUCAUUCCUAUGGAAACUGCUCAAUGGCACAGAGGAACAUCGAGAGAUUUGC
This is a messenger RNA of Gadus chalcogrammus (walleye pollock), 2451 nucleotides long. RefSeq names its product sperm acrosome membrane-associated protein 4-like. The record is from RefSeq and is a predicted model, not a curated record. The transcript has 3 exons. NCBI's taxonomy places the organism in Eukaryota, Metazoa, Chordata, Actinopteri, Gadiformes, Gadidae. Bases 91 to 468 code for a protein of 125 amino acids.